AUGGCAUUCCUUGCUGUUUUUGGGAAUGUUUUCAUCUGCUUUGUUGUCGCCAGGAACAAGAAAUUAAGGACAGCAACAAAUUACCUCCUGGUGUCCCUGGCUGUGGCGGACAUAUUGGUUGGGGCAGUUGCUAUCCCUUGCGCCCUACUGACGGACAUUGGCCUACCCUGGUGUAGUUACUAUCUCUGCGUCCUCAUGCUCUGCACGCUGCUGGUCCUCACCCAGGCGUCCAUCUUUGGCAUGUUCACCAUCGCGGUGGAGCGCUACAUCGCCAUCCUGAGGCCAUUCCGUUACUCAGUCCUGGUGACCCCCAGGAACACCGGUCUCGCCAUCGCCGUGGCGUGGGCGCUGGCCGUGGCCAUCGGGCUGGUGCCCCUGAUGGGAUGGCGCGAGGCGCAGAUCGCUGAGGGGGGCUGCUUCUUCAACAGCGUCAUUGACGAGAGCUACAUGGUCUACUUCAACUUUCUCGGCUGCACCCUGCUGCCGCUCCUCGCCAUGUUCGUCAUCUACUCCAAGAUAUUUUUCGAGGUAAAGCGGCAGAUCCGACGGAUAGCUGAGAGGCACAUUGGCAUCAGCGCAGAGGAGAAACGGAGGAAGAUUAUCUGCCAGGAGCUCCAGACGGCAAUGUCUCUCUUCAUCGUCCUUUUCUGUUUCACCCUGAGCUGGAUUCCGAUACACAUCCUGCACUGCAUCAAACUCUACUGCCCACACUGCAAUGUCACCACGUCUGUGAUGCUAACCAUGGUUAUUCUGUCCCACUUUAACUCAGUCAUCAACCCCAUUAUCUACGUCUUCAGGAUUAAGAGCUUCUGGGAAGCCUUCAAAGAGGCAUCCUCAUGCAUCCCCUACCCCGCACUCUUCGGGAAGUAUUCCAACACGAAUUUGACUGUAAUGAUUAAAGCUGAGUCUUUCAGGAACCAGAACAAUGCCUUGCCGGGGCUAUAGGAUUGGUGAGAAACUAACUCCAAGGUUUUGUUGGGAUGGCAUGGCCCAGUAGUCUGGCACCCUCUCUAAGCGCUCGCUGUUGCAACAAUACUGUUUCCGUUGAAUUAUACAUUACUUGUGACACUAACAAACCAUGAGUGCACAGAGGCCGCACUAUAUCUGGGUUAGACUUAUAGUUUCAUGCAGCGCAGAAAAGGCCCUUCGGCCCAUCGGGUCUGCAGCGACAUAACUACCGCUAAAAGUGUGCCAAUCCCAAUUUACUUGUCCCAUAUCCUCGAUUCCUUUAGACUGGGGACACUAAGCUGGGGGGCAGUGUGUGCUGUGAGGAGGAUGCUAAGAGGCUGCAGGGUAACUUGGACAGACUGAGUGGCAAAUGCAAUAAAUGUGCGGUCAUCCGCUUUGGUGGCAAAAACAAGAAGGCAGAUUAUUAUCUGAAUGGUGGCAGUUUAGGAAAAUAUGAGGUGCAUUGAGACCUGGGUGUCAUGGUAGAACAGUCGUGAAGGUUGGUAUGUGGGCGCAGCAGGAGGUGAGGAAAGCUAAUAGCAUGUUGGCCUUCAU
Messenger RNA from Rhincodon typus (whale shark), 1503 nucleotides. RefSeq names its product adenosine receptor A1-like. Gene Ontology annotation, molecular function: G protein-coupled receptor activity. Gene Ontology annotation, biological process: adenylate cyclase-activating G protein-coupled receptor signaling pathway; vasodilation. Bases 1 to 945 code for a protein of 314 amino acids. Gene Ontology annotation, cellular component: membrane. Lineage: Eukaryota; Metazoa; Chordata; Chondrichthyes; Orectolobiformes; Rhincodontidae. The transcript has a single exon. The record is from RefSeq and is a predicted model, not a curated record.